UCUUGUAUAUAUACAGUACUUCGUGGUCACCCGAUUUCUGAGAAGCUCCCUAAUUAAGCCUCGACGACGGCUAAUCCAAUCAUGUUAGCAUCACAGCCAAGUUCCUUUUCAAGCAUUGCCUGCUGGCCUAAUUUACAGGACACCAUCACGCACCAGCAUAAUAACUAUCACAUCUACACACAGACUAAUGAAGCGUCAAAGUCACUUGUUGAUCAUUGCCCUCCAUUCCAACUCGAUCAGUACUUCACGCCAUCCACCUCAAUCAGCAGCAACCCCACGAUGGCCCAGAAGCUUUGCCACAAUGCUAGGGAGCGUAAUCGUCGCCAAAAGAUUAAUGUUUUGUUCUCCACUCUGCGUUCACUACUUCCUGCCACUCAUGAUGAUCCAACGGAAAAAUUAAGUAUUCCGGAGACAGUUUCAGGCGUGGUCAAAUACAUACCAGAACUACAAGAGCAAGUGGAGGGACUGAUUCAAAAGAAGGAAGAGCUUCUUUCAAGGAUUUCUAGACAAGAACAACAAACUCGUCAAGAAAAUCCUAGGCAACUUCCUUCUCAAUUCUCUUCAUCUGCAGUUUCGGCAAGCUGGCUUAAUGACAGAGAAGUUAUGAUUCAGAUAUCCACAUAUAAGAGUCCAUUAUCUGAAAUCUUGCUUCAUUUAGAGGAGGAUGGGUUUCAACUACUAAAUUCUUCUUCGUUCGAGUCCUUUGGAGGAAGGGUCUUUCAUAAUUUACACCUUCAGCUGGAAAGGACUGAUAAACUGGAGCAUGCAUAUGAUCAGGUUUUGAGUGACAAGCUUUUUUCGUUGUAUGAAAAGGGGGGAGCAAUCUAAUUACGAAAAUAUUGGGUCUAUAUAUUUAAUUUAGUAUUGACAAAAGCAGGUAUUUAUAUAUAUAUAUAUAUAUA
Alnus glutinosa is the source of this 902-nucleotide messenger RNA. Its product is annotated as transcription factor ORG2-like. The transcript has 3 exons. The record is from RefSeq and is a predicted model, not a curated record. The coding region runs from base 82 to 828 and encodes 248 amino acids. Lineage: Eukaryota; Viridiplantae; Streptophyta; Magnoliopsida; Fagales; Betulaceae. Gene Ontology annotation, cellular component: RNA polymerase II transcription regulator complex. Gene Ontology annotation, biological process: regulation of transcription by RNA polymerase II. Gene Ontology annotation, molecular function: RNA polymerase II transcription regulatory region sequence-specific DNA binding; DNA-binding transcription factor activity, RNA polymerase II-specific; protein dimerization activity.